Messenger RNA from Fopius arisanus, 1917 nucleotides. Its product is annotated as tubulin delta chain. Gene Ontology annotation, cellular component: microtubule; cytoplasm. Lineage: Eukaryota; Metazoa; Arthropoda; Insecta; Hymenoptera; Braconidae. The record is from RefSeq and is a predicted model, not a curated record. Gene Ontology annotation, biological process: microtubule cytoskeleton organization; mitotic cell cycle. Gene Ontology annotation, molecular function: structural constituent of cytoskeleton; GTP binding. The transcript has a single exon. Bases 122 to 1444 code for a protein of 440 amino acids.
AUGAAGAUUUCAAGAUUUUUUGAAACCUAAACAAUAAUUAAUCAUCAUACCUCAAUUACCAAUUACCGUAUCUCUGGUCCAAAAAAGUCCAUACCAGGUUAAAUCCCCUGGUUCACUCAUAAUGUUAACUCUGCAAUUCGGUCAGUGCGGAAAUCAACUAGGGGACAUUUUAUUCAAGAAAAUAACCAAAGACCUGAGCUCAACAAGUCCAGGCACGUCCUUUUCUGAUUGUUAUGAGUACAGUGAAGCUGUCACAUCGAAAUGGUUCGAGGGUGCUGCCCAGGACGGACGGAUUAUAGCACGAGUCCUUCUAAUUGACACCGAGACAAAAGUCAUAAACAAAAUAAUCACGAAGAAUGAUGAAAAUUUCUGCUACCGAUCCAGGAACGUCAUUACGCCAGGAAAUGCCGGAGGAUCAGCCAACAACUGGGCCUUCGGGUACACCAGGAAGGGUCCAGAGUUCGAAGCCCUGGUGAUGGAGGCAGUUCGGAAGGAAGUGGAAAAAGCAGAUCGUCUCGACAGCUUUCUUUGUCUCCUCAGUUGUGCUGGAGGCACUGGAUCCGGUCUUGGAAGCUUCAUAACAUCCUCUCUUCGAGACGAAUUCCCUUUAAAAAACAUCAUCACAGCUGCAAUCCUCCCGUUUCCCUCUGGGGAGAUUGCCACCCAGAGCUACAACACAGUCCUUAGCCUUGCAAAAGUCCUCGAGGACUCCGAUCUCAUCCUCAUGCUGGAGAACCAAAAACUCAAUCACGAAAUAACUCAAAACUGCAAGAUGAAGAUUGACUUCCCAAGAGAUCUCAACGACAUCGCAGCUCAGAAAAUCCUGUCUGUCUUCCAACCAGCUCGGGACUUAUCCUCAGAUCGACUCAACGACGUCAACCACAUCAUCUCCAAGGUGUCCCCUCAUCCAGGAUAUAAACUAGCGAGUAUCGAAGCUGUUCCCCUCAUUCCAGACACUCAGAUCGUCUCAAUGUCUCACAGAACUUUCCAGAACUAUCCGACGCACUUUAAAACCCUCAGGAAGGAGAUUUACACCCCUCGAGGGGUAAAAAGCCUCUCCAACAUCCUGAUUACAAGAGGAACAGUCAAACAAAGAGGGAAGAAAAUGUUCUCUCCCGAUAAUGACGAUCCUGGGGUAAUUGAUCAAUUGAUCGAUCGGGACAUCUACUCUGAAAUAAAGUGGCUGCAGUUCAGGGAAAGAAUGACUCAUUUUCGUCAAAAGAGGAAUUUCUUGGGAAACGAGAGAUUCAGUUCAGUUAUUUCGAAUAAUUCGAGAAUAGCUGAGCCCUUGGAUGACAUUGUGUCUAGUGCAUGGAGGAUAUACACCCACGGGGCGUUUCUUCAUCAAUAUAAACAGUACGGUCUCGAGGACGACGAUUUUCUCCGGGCAUUUGCCAAAAUCGAAAGCGUAGUCAAGUCCUACAAAUCACUUGAGGUCGAUUGAGGUGACUCGACAACGUAUACCAUCCGUGCAACUUCUGCAUUGUCGUCACAAAGUUACGCCACCUCCCUCCCGUUAUAACAACGUCAAAGUAGCGCUAUCGAUCCAGGCAAGCUUUUUCUUUCUCUAGCUUCACUACCCGAUCACCCCACCAACCCAAUUGAAGGAUGUCUUCCUGUUACGUCACAACAUCGACCCACGUGCCAACCCCACCAGCGAUGACGAAGAAGAUGGAAUUAACGAGUUCCUAGAAACUACAAGACUUCCCCUUUAGUCAAUUUGUCGAGUUGACCUUGACAGAACUGAUGCAGAUUAUUGAAAUCCUUUUAAUGGAGUUAAAUAGGUAUAAAACCAUUUUCUUCUGGUGGAAAUACAUUUUUUAGGGAGAAAGAGAUUUUUUAUUUUUUUAAUUAUUACAUUUUCCUCGUUAAUAAAGAAAUUGUUUCUUUGUAUAUAAAAUUUAUGUAUAAAAUAGA